Molecule: messenger RNA, 4628 nt
Organism: Oncorhynchus masou masou (cherry salmon)
Lineage: Eukaryota; Metazoa; Chordata; Actinopteri; Salmoniformes; Salmonidae
Product: von Willebrand factor A domain-containing protein 1-like
Exons: 6
Coding region: 277-1890 (537 amino acids)
Molecular function (GO): protein binding
Source: RefSeq, a predicted model, not a curated record
AGUGACGUCAAAACACUCUUGACUGUUGAGGGGAGAAGGCUUGAGAAAGGAAAACAGAAAGAGAAGGUGGAGGAGAAGACUUAAAGAUAUUGGAGGCCUUUCUAAGGAAGCAGGCUGUACAACAAGACUUAUCCCUUGGCGCAUGAGAAUCUCGAGGAAGUGUGAGAGGGAAGGAACUGUAAUACAGCACAACAAAGCUAUGGACAGUGACUUGAGAAGGUCCCAUUCAGGGUGCACUUGUUUGCUCUAUUUCAUCAUAACGUAUUCAUCCAAUUUAUGAUGGAGUGGCUUGGAUGUUCCUGUUUGCUACUCGGUGUGUUACUGUGGCCGAGCAGCACACAGAACAUUGUACCUGGCACAGCUCUGAACUGUUGUAAGGGGGAUAUCCUGCUCCUGUUGGAUUCUUCAGGAAGUGUGUCAUCCUACGAGUUCUCUCGCCUGCUGCACUUCCUGUCCGAGCUGCUCCUCCCCUUCUCUCUGGGGCGGGGCCAGGUGAGGGCAGGGCUGCUGCAGGUGGGCACUGAGCCACACCUGGAGUUUGGUCUGGACGCCCACAGCACCCAGCCUGGCCUGCAGGGGGCACUGCAUAGGACCAGGCAACUCCAGGGGGACACCAACACAGAGGCUGCACUCAGACAGGCCCAGGGGCUGCUAGCCAGAGCUGGGGCUGGGGAUGAGUUGGAGCUCCCCAAAGUGCUGGUGUGGCUAACGGAUGGGGUACAGCCGGGCAUGGUGGAUGGACCAAUGGCAGAGCUGAGAAGGGCGGGUGUGUCUCUGUUGGCUGUCUCUACGGGACACGGGAACUACCAGGUGCUGCAGAGGGUGGUGACCCCGCCCAUCGAGUCCCACCUGUACUUUGUGGACAUUGAUGACAUAAGUAUCAUCACAGAGGACCUGAGGGAGGCCAUCAUUGAGCUGAUCUGCGUUGAGCGCCUGAGGGUGGUACAGGUGUCCUCCCACAGUGCCGUGCUGCAGUGGUGUCCUGUACUCGGAUCCAACACAGAUUUCUACAGCUUUUUACACUACAGCUCUGUUCUGCCAGGUGGUGGGGAGGGUCAGCCUAACGGCGGGGCCAGCAGUGGGGGGCAGUACCACAGACGGACCCUCCCCGGGGACGCCAGCUGGGUGGAGCUGAGGGGCCUGCAGCCAGACACCAUCUACACUGCCUCCCUCACCCCCAACUCCCAGUCCAACCAUGAUUAUCUCAACACUCUCAGUGUCACCUUCACUACACAACCCGAGGUGUUGAGCCCAGCGGUGGUCACAGUGACAGACUCAGGUCCUGACAGGGUGCGAGUGAGCUGGGGUCCUUUGCAAACUGAGCAUGUCCAACGGUACCAGAUAGAGUACGGAGCUCUACCCAGUGGGCAGGUCCACACGGUUAGGCUACAUGGACAUCAGAACUCCACUCUGCUCACUGGUCUAGAGCCAGACACACAGUACCUAGUUACUGUCAGCGCCCUGUACUCCACAGGCAAAGAGAAGGCCAUGUCUGUCAAGGCCUGCACUCAGGAGGUGCUGCCUGCCCUGGCUGACCUCCAGCUGACCCCAGUGGGGCGUGAUACGGUGGAGGUCCGGUGGUGGGGCCACGAUGAGGGGCUGAGGGGGUACUGGCUCAACUGGGAGAGGGUUGAGACCCAGAGCCCCUCCCGCCCUGCAUUCUCCUGCCUAUACCUGCCCCCUGGCUCCCUGUCCACACUGCUCACACACCUGGCCCCCAGCAGCAGAGUGUGUGUGUCCCCUGUCUACCGCAUGGCCCAGGGAUUGGGGCUCUGCUGCACCGCAUGCACACAAACAGGUCUGAUACUGCGCGCACACAUACCAGGGUUGGGCUCAAUUCAGAAUUUUGGAAUUGGUUCCCAUUCAACUCAUGAGUUACAUUUAAAUUAAAUUGGCCACACUCCACAGGAUGUAGACAUUGAAUUUGAGUGACAGGAAGUAGAAUUUAAUUCAGUGCUAUUCAAAUUCAGUGCUAUUCAAAGACAUUCCAAUGUCAUAGAACAUGAGAGUGUCAUUAAAAUGAGAGAGAGUGCAAAUCUGUCAUCAAGGCAAAGGGUGGCUACUUUGAAAAAUCUCAAAUGUAACAUUUUGAUUUGUUUAACACUUUUCUGGUUACUACAUGAUUCCAGAUGUGUAUUUCGUAGUUUUGAUGUCUUCACUAUCAUUUUACAAUGUAGAAAAUAGUAAAAAACAAAGAAAAACCCUGGAAUGAGUAGACCUGGGAAGGGUACUAAAACAUUUCUGCAGCAUUGAAGGUCCCAAAAAACACUGUGGCCUCCAUUAUUCUUAAAUGGAAGAAGUUUGGAACCACCAAGACUCUUCCUAGAGCUGGCCGCUUGGCCAAACUGAGCAAUCAGGGGAGAAGGGCCUUGGUCAGGGUGACCAAGAACCCAAUGGUCACUCUGACAGAGCUCCAGAAGGACAACCAUCUCUGCAGCACUCCACCAAUCAGGCCUUUAUGGUAGAGUGGCCAGAUGGAAGCCACUCCUCAGUAAAAGGCACAUGACAGCCCGCUUGGAGUUUGCCAAAAGGCACCUAAAGGACUCUCAGACCAUGAGAAACAAGAUUCUCUGGUCUGAUGAAACCAAGAUUGAACUCUUUGGCCUGCCAAGCUUCACGUCUGGAGGUAACCUGGCACCAUCCCUACGUUAAGCAUGGUGGUGGCAGAAUCAUGCUGUGGGGAUGUUUUUCAGCGGCAGGGACUGGGAGACUAGUCAGGAUUGAGGGAAAGAUGGACGGCGAAAAGUACAGUUCCUUGAUGAAAACCUGCUCCAGAGUGCUCAGGACCUCAGACUGGGGCUAAGGUUCACCUUCCAAUAAGACAACAACCCUAAUCACACAGCCAAGGCAACGUGGGAGUGGCUUCGGGACAAGUCUCUGAACAUCUCUGGAGAGACGUGAAAGUAGCUGUGCAGCGAUGCUCCCAAUCCAACCUGACAGAGAUUGAGAGGAUCUGCAUUGAAGAAUGGGAGAAACUCCCCACAUACAGGUGUGCCAAGUUUGUAGCGUCAUACCCCAAAAUAAUCCAGGCUGUAAUCGCUGCCAAAGGUGGUUCAACAAAGUACUGAGUAAAGGGUCUAAAUACUUAUGUAAAUGUGAUAUUUGUACAAUGUACAAAUUACCUCAACUAACCUGUACCCCCGCACACUGACUCGGUACCGGUACCCCCUGUAUACAGCCUCGUUAUUGUUAUUUUAUUGUGUUUUUUGUUUGUUUAUUUGGUAAAUAUUUUCGAAACUCUUCUUGAACUGCACAGUUGGUUAAGGGCUUGUAAAUAAGCAUUUCAAGGCAAGUUUUUACCUGUUGUAUUCGGCGCAUGUGACAAAUAAAGUUUAAAUUUGGUAUUUCACUUUUUUUAGGGAUUAGCAAACAUUUCUAAAAACCUGUUUUUGCUUUGUCAUCGUGGAUAUUGUGUGUAGAUUGAUAAGGUGGAAAAGUGAUUUAAUACAUUUAAAAUAAGGUUGUAAUGUAACAAAAUGUGGAAAAAGUCAAGGGGUCUGAAUAAUUUCAGAAUGCACUGUAAUGAAUUAUGCUAAAUGAGGCAAAUAUAACUUGUCUGUGUUUUGCCGUAUAUACAGUAAGACAACUGUUGGGACUGCCCCAGCAGAGCUUCUGACAGAUGUUCACUAUGGUGCAUUACUUUUGUUGGAACAUCUCCAGCUCACUGAUAAUAAACAAUGAUUAAUUUAAGAUUGACUUUGAGUAUCUUUGUUUAAGAAUUACUACGACAGAAGAUUAUGCCGUCAUGUCAUAAGGAAGACACGUUCUGGGUCAGCUGGGUCAAGAUAAAGAGUUGUAGCUUCACCAUAUAGGUGAUGUAAUCCAAAUGGAUGGAUUCCAUUUCUCUGAUUCCAAUUAGAAGGAUAGCCACUGACAGGGAGAGAUGAAUAAGGGUGAAAAGGAGGAGGGGUGGAUGGAGGGAAAAAGAAGACAACUGCAUAUUUUUUAUCUCCCAUCAUCCAUGUCACAUCGGCAUUUCUGGAAGAAAAAAAUAUACAGCAUUGGGAGAAACUCACCACAUACAGGUGUGCCAAGUUUGUAGCGUCAUACCCCAAAAUAAUCCAGGCUGUAGACAUCGCUGCCAAAGGUGCUUCAACAAAGUACUGAGUAAAGAGGAGGAGAAAAGGACUGGCAACCCCACAUAUGCUCUCUCUAAUUCUCUCUUUCUUUCUCUCUCUCGGAGGACCUGAGCCCUAGGACCAUGCCCCAGGACCACCUGACAUGAUGACUCCUUGCUGUCCCCAGUCCACCUGACCGUGCUGCUGCUCCAGUUUCAACUGUUCUGCCUUAUUAUUAUUCUACCAUGCUGGUCAUUUAUGAACAUUUGAACAUCUUGGCCAUGUUCUGUUAUAAUCUCCAAACGGCACAGCCAGAAGAGGACUGGCCACCCCACAUAGCUUGGUUCCUCUCUAGGUUUCUUCCUAUGUUUUGGCCUUUCUAGGGAAUUUUUCCUAGCCACCGUGCUUCUACACCUGCAUUGCUUGCUGUUUGGGGUUUUAGGCUGGGUUUCUGUACAGCACUUUGAGAUAUCAGCUGAUGUACGAAGGGCUAUAUAAAUAAAUUUGAUUUGAUUUUGAUUUGCAUAUACAGUUCAUGAAUAAAAGGUGAAAAUGUACUUUCUCACACAA